AUGGAAGAAGUCCCCAAAGUACCAAAUCUCGUAGCUACGACCGGCGAGACCUAUUGCACAACAAUAGCGAAAUCCAGAAUCCGCGAAAGCAUCCCCCACAACGGCGAAGGUUGCGAUACUGGCAGCGAAACCAGAGAUGUGUUCUCAGAGGAAGACGAAGAGCUCAAUUACUUCAAAUCAGCUCAAUGGACAUCGGACGGAACCAGCCUCCUCACCUCGAGCGCCGACAACACAAUCCGAACCUUCAUUCUCCCUCCAGACCUGCUCUCCGAGCCCUCCGCACCCAAAUCCAUCACUCCCUACUCAAAACACACGUACCCUACCGCCAUAAACUGCCUCACACCCUACCCACUAUACGAUCUAUCCGACCCAAGCACAACCCUUUAUCUCUCCGCCCCAACCUCACUCCCCAUCCGUCUCACGAAUGCCCUCUCUCCAUCUCCAAUCGCAGUCUCGACCUACAACCUCGUCUCCCCCACCACUGAAACGUGGCAAACCCCCGCCUCCAUCCUGUGGUCUGCACCCGGCCAUUUCCUAACCGGCACCGAUUGCUUGAUUUGUGUCUUCGACGUAUCACGCAAUGGCGAGGGACCAGUUACAAGGUUACCUACCAUUCCAUCAAAACGACAUCUGAUGAAAGGAGGCGGUGUCGGUAUUCGAGGAAUCGUGUCUGCGCUGUCUCAACAAUCGGCGGAGGGCAUGAUAGCUGCGGGGACUUGGACCAGAUCAAUAGGUCUCUACGACGCUGGUGGGAUGGGCGGUACUGUUUCGGUGUGGAAUAUCGCUGAGGCGGCAGAUGAGAUCGCGAGUAUUGGAGGAACAGGGAUCACGCAAACGGUGUGGAGUGACUGCGGCAGGUAUCUUUGUGUGGUUGAGAGGAAGAGUAACGGAGUUCUGGUUUAUGAUGUUAGGGUUACGGGAAAACUUGUUUCUUGGUUAGAAGGGAGAGGCGCGUACACGAACCAGAGGCUGGGUGUGGAUGUCUUUGCGACGGAGAAGGGAAUGGAAGUUUGGGGUGGGGGAGCAGACGGUGUUGUGGGGGUUUGGGAGGGUGUUGGUGUGGUUGAAGGGAGUCAGGAGAGGGCUUGGGAGUGGAGAGCUCAUGAUGGUUCAACUGCUAUGCAUCCGUCUGGCUCAGUUGUUGCUACUUGCUCUGGCCAGCGCGGUAGGCUAGGUCUGGAGGAUGAUAGCGACGAUGAGAGCAGCGAUGAUAGUCAUGAAGACUCUGAUUCUAGUUCUGAAUCCGAAUCUGAUGACGCUUCAUCGCCAGCUACUUCUUCACCUUCUUCGGAUGUAGACAAUAGUCUGAAAAUAUGGAGUAUAUAA
Messenger RNA from Mollisia scopiformis, 1326 nucleotides. RefSeq lists its product as uncharacterized. Gene Ontology annotation, molecular function: protein binding. The transcript has 3 exons. NCBI's taxonomy places the organism in Eukaryota, Fungi, Ascomycota, Leotiomycetes, Helotiales, Mollisiaceae. The record is from RefSeq and is a predicted model, not a curated record. The coding region runs from base 1 to 1326 and encodes 441 amino acids.